AUGUUAAAUUUAUAAACUGUUUUGCGAGCAUUCGAGGAAAAUGGAUUGAAACAGGAUAAAUAAUUCAAUCAGGAGGAAAUUCUUUAUAAAUUGGAUAUUAUGGGAAAAAGAGAGUUCGAUCAAGACAUCGCUCAACAAAUAUUCGAAUAAUGUCAUCCAAUACAAGAAAAUUUGAAAUUCUUAUACAGACUAGCAGAUGUUAGUCAAACUUUGGUAGAUGCAAGUCUAAUACUGUAUGAAAAGAUUAAGAAGGCAGAACUAUAGUUAAAACAAAUUUCUUAAAAUAAGGCAGUUUGUGAGAAAUAAUUAGCAGAAACAUCUGUUUAUUCUGAUACUAGAUUCUUAUUUUUGACAUUAAUGUCUGCAAAAAAUAUACCUUUAAAGCUAAAAUACACAAAUUGUCAGAUAUAGUUAAUUUUGGGUGUCACAAAUAAAAUAGCUAAACCAGAAUAAUAGUAUGAUAGAGUAAAUCCACAAUUUAAUUAGGAUUUUGAAUUGUAAUCAAAUACUUCUUAACCUUAAAUUUAAGCUAAAUUCCUCCAAUGA
Molecule: messenger RNA, 546 nt
Organism: Paramecium tetraurelia
Lineage: Eukaryota; Ciliophora; Oligohymenophorea; Peniculida; Parameciidae
Exons: 2
Source: RefSeq, a predicted model, not a curated record